ACCCAAUAUUCAAGUUAUCAAUUAAGAGUUUUUACUCGUGUUCCUUUGUGAACGUUUGUGCAAGCUUCUGUCGAGAGUCUCCAGGAGUUUCACGUGUCUCUUAUCAACUAGAGAACGCGUCUAGUUGUGGCGAGCAUCUAUCCUAUAUCAAUUGCCCCUUUCCACGAGUUGAUUCUGUCCGAUUGGUUUAAUAUACCAAUUGCCCUUUGUCACGAGUUGGGAUUGUCCGAUUGAUUCCGCAUCUAUCUUUUAUUUCAAGUUGGAGAAAAGCUUCGAAAAUCCUUCAAAAGAAGGAAGGCUGCAUACUUUGGUCAUAUAAUCCGAGUUCGAGGAUUCUCUUCGGAUUUGGAUCACAUCAAGUGGUAUCAGAGCCCGGUUCAAACUCAGCGGCGAUUUGAAGACAAUCGGUUCAAACUCAGCGGCGAAUUGAAGAUUACCGGUUCUCAGCGGCGAAAAAAAAAAAGGUGAACAAAGUUUUAUUUUUAUUUACUGUUCACGUGAAACAAAAAAAUAUCAAUCUGUUUUCCGUUAAGGUGAGUUUAGAGCUUUUGUUUGUGUUAUUAUUUUUUUUCUUAUUAAUAGUACGUAACUAGAAAAGAGAAGUAAAAAAAAAAAUUCCUUUUGUUACGUGAGCAUAAAAGAAAGAAGGAAAAAAAUAGUGGUAACGUGAGGAUAAGGAGUUGUGUUUUUUUUAUUUGUUUUUUCGUGUACUGUUCGUAAGUUAAGAAAAAAAAAAUUGUUUAAGGCCACAAAGCCUCGGCAGUAAGAGGAAGAAAAAAAAAUCUGUGUUUUUGUUUUUUGUGGUUCUUGAUUGAGGCGCAAGAAUGGAGCAAAAUCGACGAUUGGUGGAGAUGAUGCGGAAGUCGCUCAACGAUCUUAUCGAGGACUCUCUCACGACGAUCGAAGUUAUUCUUCAAGGGCAAGCACAAAUGGGAGAACGAAGGGGUGCCAAACUUGCUCGAUUGGAAGCUUUAUUGGGAAUUAAUUCAUCAGAGCAAGAUCAAGACAAGGAGUAUAUUGAAAUAUCGCCUAUGGAAGGUCCACUUUUCGAUACUUGUUGUGAAGAGUAUGAGGAUUUUGAUGAUGAGGAGGCGAUAGAAGAUGUUCUUGUUGAAAAGCCAGCUUUGGGUACGCCGGAUUGUGAGCAAUACAUGAAGAAACCAAAAAUCAAUGGAAGAGAUGAAUGCAUGAAAAUUAUGGGGGAUUCAUCAAUUGUUCCAGAAUAUGAUCAUAUUGAUUUCGUGGUUGGUGAUGCAAUUUUCGAAGAGGGAGCACGCAUGAAAAAGCGACGAGAAUUGCAUAACUAUGUGGAAGGUUUUCAUCAAAAUGGAGUCUCUACAAUUCAUGGACGAAUUGUUCUUAAGAAGGGGGGAAUGAUACAAUUCUCGCUACCACAACAAUUUCGUUCGAAGGCCCAGAAGAAUGGUGCUGAUUGGAGAUCAAAGUUCUAUAAAGAUUCGAGGUCGAAUCUUCUUCAAGAGAGAGGGAAUGAUGCAAUAUCGACUAGCACGAUAUUUAAUUCCCGUGGUCCAAAAAUGAAGAUUCGAAUUCGACGAUUUAAGAAUCAAUUGGGAGCGUAUUUAAUGGAUUAAUGGCGCUUCAAAUAUCAAAGCUCACCUACGUGAACAGGUGGUAUGCAAAGUGUGUUAUUUGGCAUGGAGUAAUUAGGUCAUUGAUCUAUUAUUUGGAUUGGGAUGACCACGUGGAAGGCAAUCUGGUUGCUUUGAUUAAUUCUCAUUCAUCAAAAGACAAGGCCACGUAAUUAGGGAAGUAAUGCAUUGUUGGUUGGUGAGCUGGUUGGUUGAUUGUUAUGUUAUCCGUCCAAGAAAAGGACAACAACUCGUAUGAAGGCAAAGAAGGAUUCCGCUGCAGCAAAGGAAAAGGAAAAACGCCAGCGGUGGUUUGGGUUUUAUGUAGUUUAUUUAUUUAUUAAAAGUUACCUACUUAGUUUAGGAUUUGUUUUCUUAGUUCUUUUAGGUUAGUUUUAUGUUUUUGAGACCUCUAUAAAUAGAGGGUGUAAGACCUACGAAUUUGGUACCCAAUAUUCAAGUUAUCAAUUAAGAGUUUUUACUCGUGUUCCUUUGUGAACGUUUGUGCAAGCUUCUGUCGAGAGUCUCCAGGAGUUUCACGUGUCUCUUAUCAACUAGAGAACGCGUCUAGUUGUGGCGAGCAUCUAUCCUAUAUCAAUUGCCCCUUUCCACGAGUUGGGAUUGUCCGAUUGAUUCCGCAUCUAUCUUUUAUCUCAAGUUGGAGAAAAGCUUCGAAAAUCCUUCAAAAGAAGGAAGGCUGCGUACUUUGGUCAUAUAAUCCGAGUUCGAGGAUUCUCUUCGGAUUUGGAUCACAUCAGUCAUGAAAGUGGAGGGUCUAGAAGGAUUCACCAAAAAUCUUCAAAAUCCAGUUGAAGACUUGUAUUAUGUUGUUACUAAAGAGAAGGCUGGGGACACGAAUUGGGACUAGUAAGACGUUUUUUAGUACGUGUGGUCGACCGUUUAGGUCAUGAGGUCGAGCGUUUGUCCAAUAAGGUCGACCGUGACUGUGAACAGGUUGACCAGUACGUUGCAAAUCACAAUUGACAUUUCUGUUAUUUUGAUUUUUGCAGUUUGACUGUUGUGGACUUUUUUCUGAAAACGUGCAACGACAUUAUUUGAGUUCAGUCAUUAGCGAGAAUAGCUAGGUUUGCUCAUCAGUAAGUACUAUACUACUACGACUUUCGUAUGAAUUGUGCACUAUUUAUGUUACGAUUUACGAUGAUUUUGUGUUUGAUUGUUGGAUGGUAGGUAGUGGAUUUGUGUGCAAGGGCACUAACAAUGUCUGAAAAACAUGAUGUGAAAGAGCCAAAUGUGUGGUAUUUGCCAAAUAUGUUUUCGGUAAGAGCCGUAAUGUCAAAUUAUUUUUCAUAACCUAGUUAUUUAUAUUGUACCAUGUCAAUUCAUCUCAAUUAAAACAUGGUGCAGAAAAUGGUACGCGCUAACAUGAAGACCAGACAAAUUCGUAACAAGUUGAUGAAUGAUGGCGUGGUGUUUAUGCCGAAUGUUAGUGCAUGCCAGAAGGUUAGUCUAGUCAAUGUCCCUAUAUCAUUAAAUUUCGAAAGUGCAUUUGUUUGUAUUCGCUGUUUAUAACAUAUAGUGAGUGUUUCGUUGCUAGAUAUUUAUGCCAGUUCUUGACGAUGAAGCACAUCAUUGGUUUCUGUAUCUCGUCAAUGUCCAGCAAAAAACUGCAUUUUUGCUUGACAGUCUACCUUCAACUAGUGAGGCGAAUCGUAGGCGUAAAUCAACACUAUGCAAGAAAUUGGUAAGUGUUUCCUAUAAUUUUCUGACUGUUAAGCGUCACGUAUUAUGCUAGAAGCUUAAAAUAUUCGUUAUUUGUGUGUAGUUGUCCAAUUUGGAUGAUAUUUUCAAACUGGAGCGCAUGAGCAAUGUAGUAGUACCAAAUUUUGGAGAUUUCAAUUCUGAUGAGUUACGAGUUCAACGGCAAAGGAAUAGUACUGAGUGUGGUGUGCACGUCAUGCAGUGGAUGCGCUAUGGAUCCAAGGAUCUGGAUAGAGUGGUGAGUAUAUCGUCAAACAAAUAACUUGUUUAAUUUACA
Messenger RNA from Linum trigynum, 3585 nucleotides. The record is from the annotation of a GenBank genome assembly. Lineage: Eukaryota; Viridiplantae; Streptophyta; Magnoliopsida; Malpighiales; Linaceae.